AUGGCUGCGCUGGCGAUACAAAGGACUGACAACUUUUUACACACCUUUUUACAGGACCGGACGCCCAGCUCGUCUCCAGAGGGAGCACCCAACGCCCUCUCCUUCCUGGCCACCACCUGUAGCCAGGCCUGGCAGGUUGGAGGCACUAUGGGCUCAGAAGGCUCCCAGUUCCCCUACGAAAGCACCGUCAGCUCUACAUCAGGAAUGUUUCAGCUCUGGAGCAACGACAUAGCGCCCAGCACCGCCCUCAGCACACACCAGAUGACCUUCACAGUGCCUAAGGUGCAGUUCCCGGGACACAUUCAGCCUGGUCUAGGUCACCAUCAUCAUCAUCAUCAUCAUCAUCCACAUCAUCACCACCACCAUGAGCUGCCUCUCACCCCUCCGGCUGAACCUCCCUCUUCCUACUCCUUCGAACUCUCCCCUGUCAAAGUGCUGUCUUCGCAGCCUCAGGCCACCGGCCCCUAUUACCCUCAGCACAACAGUGUGGGACAAAACUUCCCCAGCUUCAUCCAGAACUCUGCAGCCAGGCACCACCUGCCUGGAGGCCAUGUGGAUGAAGGGCAGCAGUGGUGGAGCCUACCCCAAACCAACGCCACCCCAACCAACCAUCCCUUCUCCCUAGGCAGGCAGCUGGUUUUGGGCCACCAGCCCCAGAUAGCUGCUCUUCUCCAAGGCACCUCCAAGGGCCUGCUGAGCUCCACACGCCGCUGCCGCCGCUGCAAAUGCCCCAACUGCCAGGCCAAUGGUGGGGGGUUAGAGUUCGGAAAGAAGAGACUGCACAUCUGCCACAUCCCAGAGUGUGGCAAGGUGUACAAGAAGACCUCUCACCUCAAGGCACAUCUGCGCUGGCAUGCCGGGGAGAGGCCCUUCAUCUGCAACUGGCUCUUUUGCGGUAAAAGCUUCACCCGUUCAGACGAGCUACAGCGGCACCUCCGCACGCACACCGGAGAGAAGCGCUUUGGGUGUCAGCAGUGCGGCAAGAGGUUCAUGAGGAGCGACCACCUCUCCAAACACGUCAAGACCCACCAGACCAGGAAGAGUCGGUCUGGGCAGCCUUCACAGAGCACGGACUCUCUGCUCACCAAUAUCAAGAGAGAGUAA
Messenger RNA from Anoplopoma fimbria (sablefish), 1104 nucleotides. RefSeq names its product Sp5 transcription factor-like (gene sp5l). Gene Ontology annotation, biological process: regulation of transcription by RNA polymerase II. NCBI's taxonomy places the organism in Eukaryota, Metazoa, Chordata, Actinopteri, Perciformes, Anoplopomatidae. The coding region runs from base 1 to 1104 and encodes 367 amino acids. The transcript is spliced from 2 exons. The record is from RefSeq and is a predicted model, not a curated record. Gene Ontology annotation, molecular function: RNA polymerase II cis-regulatory region sequence-specific DNA binding; DNA-binding transcription factor activity, RNA polymerase II-specific.